Brienomyrus brachyistius is the source of this 2074-nucleotide messenger RNA. RefSeq names its product zinc finger protein 653 (gene znf653). Gene Ontology annotation, molecular function: transcription coregulator activity. The transcript has 10 exons. NCBI's taxonomy places the organism in Eukaryota, Metazoa, Chordata, Actinopteri, Osteoglossiformes, Mormyridae. Gene Ontology annotation, cellular component: nucleus. The record is from RefSeq and is a predicted model, not a curated record. The coding region runs from base 101 to 2074 and encodes 657 amino acids. Gene Ontology annotation, biological process: regulation of transcription by RNA polymerase II.
GUAGUUACGAUAUUUCAAGUGUUCUCGCCGAAGAAGAUGCAUUACUUCCGGUUGGCUGAGGUCAAGCUCCGGAUCACAACAGCACACAGCUGUUGUGAAGAUGGCGGACAGCUAUGAGAAAGAGGGGAGUUCUCUGAACAGCAGGGAAGCAGGAGACCAGAUAUCGGCGAUGUUCAGGCGGUGUAGGGGCCGCCCCCGUCUGACGGACACCGACCGGGCCAAGAGGCGCCUGGAGUCGCGGAAAAAGUACGACGUGAGGCGGGUUUAUCUGGGGGAAUCCCACAAGGUUUGGAGCGAGCUGCGGCGGCGGACCGGCUUGAGCGACGCGGGGCUCGCCGAGUAUUUAAUCCUGCUGAACGCCACUUACGGGGACGUGUACCAGCAGAAGUACGGCUAUGGAAAGAAGUCUGCCUCUGGACUAUGUGUCAAACAGAAAAGAGGAAAGAAGGUUGAGGCGACCAGCCUCAGAGCUCUGGUGGGCUGGUAUCAGGACCACUCCCGGUCCUGUCCUCAUGAACCACAGCUGCAGGCCCCAGAACUGCCAGCACUGGCCUUCCCCACCUCACUGGUUUGGUGCUGUAUUGCUAGCCACUCCUUUGUGCAACACCUCUCACAGCCAGCAGGAGGCAGUGACGAUUCUGAGACUGAAGGUGAGGGUGGGAAUGAUGGCAGCGCAGCGUGUACUGAGGCAACACCUGGCGUUGUGACGAGGACAAGGAGGAAGAGGAGAGUAGACUCUUCAAGGCAAUAUUAUGAUGCCAGUGAGGACCUGGAAGAGACCAGGGUAGGAGAGUCUGAGGUGUCAUCGAAUGACAUGGACAAGGCCGCCAUUCUAGGCCAGCUUCCAGAAUCCCCUGUUUCUCAGAGGGGCACCACCGCUGGACAGCCCACAGAGGAGCAGUCUCUCUGGGAGAUGGAGGUCGUGAUAGAGGGAGAGAAAGGACAGGAGCAGGAGUCGGAGAAUGAAGGAGAGAGUCUGGGAGCCUUGGCUGGCAACGGGAACACUGGAGAGGGAGACGAGGUGGGAGCGGAGGACCUGAGAGGGGCAGAGAGGGGCACGGGGCCGAAUGGUUACGAGUGCGCCAUGGUAACGGCCACUGUGAUCGAUCGGCUGCGCAAAGACGCCCCGGUGGUGAUGGACAAUAUCGCCCGGAGUCACCCUCAGCCCCACGCCCCUCAAGGUUCUUCCACUGUGCAAGUUUCGGGCCAGGGGGAGCUGUACGAACCCCAGACACUGCAGACGGUUGUGGCCAGCUGUCAGAUACCGAACGGGAAGGAAGCUUUGGAAGGAUCACAGGUGAUCAUUAUCACAGGCCCUGGUUACGAGGCCCUGGCUUCAGAGGGGAUCCAGCUGAACGUGGGGGGCGGAGUCGGGGAAGAGGUUACCUGCACGGUUAUUGAGGGUGUGGCCUACAACCAGGUGUGCCAGUCAGACGUCGGCCAGAGGUCGCCUGUCCCUGACGCAGACGCCAUCAGGGAGCUCAGCGGGAAGCAGAUCCUGCAACCCAGUGCAGAGUCGCGUGACUCGAAUAUGAGCUGCGGGAAGGAGCUGCAGAGGGGCCUGAGUAGGUCAAGGAGGAAUCGUCGAGGUCCAGUAAUAGAGGCAGACGGGAUGCUGAAGAUGUUCCACUGCCCAUAUGAAGGCUGCAGUCAAGUCUAUGUGGCCAUCAGUAGCUUCCAGAAUCAUGUGAACCUAGUUCACAGAAAAGGCAGGACUAAGGUUUGCCCGCAUCCUGGUUGUGGCAAGAAGUUCUACCUCUCAAACCACUUGCAUCGUCACAUGAUUAUCCACUCAGGCGUACGUGACUUCAUCUGUGAGACCUGUGGAAAGUCAUUUAAGCGCAAGAAUCACCUGGAGGUCCACAGGAGGACGCACACAGGGGAGACACCUCUGCAGUGUGAGAUCUGCGGGUAUCAGUGCCGCCAGCGGGCUUCUCUUAACUGGCACAUGAAGAAGCACACGUCCGAGGCUCAGUACAACUUCACCUGCGAGCACUGCGGCAAGAGGUUCGAGAAGCUGGACAGUGUCAAGUUCCACAAGCUGAAGAGCCACCCGGACAAGCAGGCGGCCUGA